GAUCAACCAAGACACACUUGCCACAAUUCAAGCCAUCUCAGCUCCAAGAUAGACAUCAAAUGAGCAAGUACCAUGGCAGGAGAUCAAAAAGGAGAACUCACUAAGGAUGAAAAGCUUUUACUUAAGGCUAUGAGUGCUCAGAUGCAGGAGAAGAUGAAAGCCAGCCUUGAUAAAUUCCGGCAUGAGUUGAGACAGGAACUCCAACAAGCUACUGGUCAGAGUUUUGAGUCUAGAAGCAGUGAGAUGAGACAAAGACGUGGGCAUGAAGGCCGAAGCAAUCACAAAGAUAAAUUGGCUGAUCAAAAGCUAAAAAUCCCUCCUUUCUAUGGUGAUGAUGACCCUGCUGCAUACGUGGAGUGGGAAGAGAAGAUGGAGUUGAUUUUUAACUGUCAACACUCUGCUGAAAGAAAGAAGGUUCAAAUGGCUACUGCUGAGUUUUAUGGUUAUGCUUCAAGCUGGUGGAAUCAAUUGGUGUCAUCUAGGAGACACUAUGGAAAAGAACCUGUUGCAACCUGGCUCAAAUUGAGGGCUUUGAUGCGUCAUAAGUAUGUUCCAAGACAGUACCACAAGGAAGUGCUUCAAAAACAGUCUGAAACAAAGCCAUGCUCUUCAAACUCAGUCCAGGAACAACAAGGCAGAAUGAGAUCAAGUUCAACAAGUGUUAUUGGUUUACCUAGCAAGACAACGAGCUGGUUUAGUGAGGAGGACAUAAAGAAGCUGUCUCAGGUGAUUAUGGAUGUGGAGAAACAAUUCAGGGAUACCCAUACUACACGUCCAUCCUUAGAAGAACAGAACCAGGAGUUAAUCACUUCAGUCUCAGAACUUAAUUCAGCAGAGCCGGUAUCAACUACCUCUAUUCAAGGAGAUCAAGCCAAAGAAUCAUCAGUUGCCAUUCAGAAAGAUGAGCAGCCUGUUCAGAACGUCAUGGUUCCUUUCAAACAAGCCAUAGUACCAGAAGAGACACCCAGGGAACCACAGACAGCUUGCAAAAAGGGACAACUGAUUGUCUUUGAUCCGUGUGAUCUCCAAAAGACAUUCUUGGAUACUUUUCUGAUCCAUCUCUUUGUCUGGAACAAGACCAGAGCAGUAGAGCUUUCAAGACACGAACUGGGCAUGGAACAUGUUGUAUUUGAGCCUGGAGGAGAUCUGUGGAAUCACAGGAACAAUCCCAUAGUGAUUGAGAAGAAAUCGGCAGCAACAACAAUUGUUUUUGGUGAUCUUUUACCAUCUGAAGUUAAAGGGAUGCACGUCUCAGCUCAGCAAGAGUUUCACUACGAAACCAAUUGGAGAAUGUUACCCACUCUUUCCUGGAUCCAACAAACCAGACAACGCAAUUGGGCUGGAAGAUUACAGAUCUACUUGUGGAAACCUGGAGCAUAUGACAGCAUACUUAUCUGAAAGAUUAAGAGAAUGAAAUGAUUUAGAGAAGAUUAAGGAACAGAAUGAGAGAUUAUGAAGAGAUUAGACUAGAAUCAUGAUUAAGAGAGUAUGAACUUAGAGAGAUAAACUCAGAACUGUAUGAUUUAUUAUUAAUGACAAGAGU
Messenger RNA from Brassica napus (rape), 1543 nucleotides. RefSeq lists its product as uncharacterized. The coding region runs from base 73 to 1398 and encodes 441 amino acids. The record is from RefSeq and is a predicted model, not a curated record. The transcript is spliced from 2 exons. NCBI's taxonomy places the organism in Eukaryota, Viridiplantae, Streptophyta, Magnoliopsida, Brassicales, Brassicaceae.